AUGAUUUCAUUAAUAUUUUUAUUUCUAAUAUUAUUCACAAAUGCAGUUGAAAGUGGUUCCGUGGCAUUAUGCAAAGAUUUAAAGACCUGCGAAACUUGUUCUGAAUCUCAUAUUUAUGUACUCGGCUUCAAAGAAUAUUGCAGAUGGUGCGUCGAAUCGCAAACUUGUGGAGGACCGUUCGCAUGUACGCCUGGUAGUGGUAUUGUGCAACGAGAGGCUUUUAUGUGCCCAACAAAGGUAUCAAAUGAGAAAGGAAAACGUUAUACUGAUAAACUUGGCCGAUCACUUUAUACUCUAGUAUUAGCCGUUAAAGAAAGCGAUCCAGUGGAGUGCUUAGCAAAUAGUCGACCAGACAUAAAGUUUAGAUAUGAAGUUGAAUGCGACCAAUCGCAUAAUUUAUGUGCCGGAAUGCUGGUUGUAUCUGAGGCAGCAAAGAGUAUUUAUAUCGUAUAUAAAUCAUCAAAUAUGGAUAAACAAUUGCUUACUGAAUUUAUCCAUAGCAUUGCUGCACAACUUGGCGCAUGGGAAAAGUUUGAAUCUGGUGGAGGAAUUAUGACAUAUUUUCAUGGAGAAAAAUAUCCGGGUUAUAAAAUUUGGGUAAGUCGCGAAAUUGUUCAAAACCAAAUUAUUCAGGUGACAGGACAUUCAUUGGGUGGUUCAUUGGCAUCUAUAACUGCUUUAUAUCUUGCAAAUAAUACAAUAUUUCCUGCGAAUAGAAUCCGCUUGGUGACCUUCGGUGAGCCUAGAACUGGUAAUGUAGCUUUUGCUAGAGCAGUGGAACAACAAGUACCAUUCAGAUAUCGGAUCGUCCACCGAAAUGACCUUGUGACGAAUGUACCAGCUUCAAUGGAUCCAAAUAGUCUGCUCGUUACAAAAUCUAUGGCAGAACGACAGCCUUAUUUCUAUCGCCACCUUAUACAUUACGAUAAUGAUAUGGAUAAAGGAGAUUCAUUCAAAGAUUAUGGCUGUCGGAAUUUGGCUGCAGCAUCAAAUGUUCUCGAUCACACCAGCUAUUUCAAUAUUAAUGCUGAUGAGUACCUGAAAAACAAAUGCACAGCAAAUAUUCUCGAAUGA
Dracunculus medinensis (Guinea worm) is the source of this 1074-nucleotide messenger RNA. The record is from the annotation of a GenBank genome assembly. NCBI's taxonomy places the organism in Eukaryota, Metazoa, Nematoda, Chromadorea, Rhabditida, Dracunculidae.